GUCGUAUGUGAGCGAACCAGGGUUAGGCUUCGAGGGCGGGAUGAACAAGCCAUUCUAGUUUCUCACGCAGGCGGUGUGGGCUCCCGGAUUACUGAUCUACGGCAGCUCCGACAACUGCCUCGUUCCGUUAGUCGACUGGAAGGUCCACGUUGCGGGGUACAUCUCGUGUAGCAGUGAGAAGGACGUCAGCUCUCGCCCCGACUUUCGAUGAUUCUUCGACGAGUCUCGAAGAUGGAACUCAGCGACCUACCGCCAGAGAUUAUUUUGAUAAUCCUGGACUAUUUGGAGACUACUGCAGCUUUGAAAGAUAUUUGCUUGGUAUCAAAGAAAUUCUGCGCCAUCGCCCAGCCGCUUCUUUACCACGAGAUUAUCCUAGGCCCUGAAGAUGUACUAUUAUCAAUCCUCCUUCUCUGCCGCACCGUUACUACUUGCCCUCACAUAGCAGCGCAUGUCCAACAACUUGAUAUUGAUACCGACAAUCCAGGCUUUCUACUGGCUGAGGGGGAAAAUAAUUCCAAUGCUGUCAACCAAGAUAAACUGCCAGUAGCAGAUAUUCACCUCCUCGAAAAGGAAGCCCAGAAUAUCAAUUUGAGUGACAUAGAUGCAUCUCGUUUUGGUACAGAAAUCGGAGACUCCGUCAUCUUUUCUAUGUUGAUAAUCUCACGCACUCAGAAUCUGAGGUCUUUGGUUAUCACUCUUGACCCCCAAGGCCUAUCCCUCUUGAUUGGCUUAGCCCAAGGUAGAAUGAAUGCGCAUACAUCGUUACCUUGCCGAAACAGCCUCGAAAGAUUGCACCUGCGCUGCCGGAAAGGCCGCUACAACGAUAGAAUGAAUAUGAAUAAUAUUGCCCGGCUCCUUUCUCUGCUGCCUCUGAGAGAGAUACAGAUCAGCGAAUACUGUUCUGGUGGGCAAGCUUCACCCAAAACAGACGAUGCAGAUGUUACUCCUCUCAGCUCCGUUUCUGCCUCAAGUCUUUCGCUCUGUGGCAGUUCCAUCGAGGAAACGGAUAUUGAUGCGCUGGUCGGGUUAUGCAAAAAUCUGACCGCCUUUUACUGUGGGCAGUGCGGUUCUCAUAAUCAUCAAUUAAGUCCUCAACGACUAUACUCACUGCUCUUUUGCCGACGGGAUAGCUUACGGGUUCUCCAACUGUCAUUUGGCGACCCGUUCGCCAAUCCCCCAAUUUUCAGAGAUUCCCAAUUCGGCGGCUCCCUUAAACAGUUCGUUGUCUUAGAGUACCUAAUACUCGAUCAAGUGUAUCUUAGCACUACACCUGAAUUUCCAUCCUCCUUGAAACACCUUGCGAUAAGGGAAUGCCGAUCACCAAUAGCGCAAUUAUUGGCCCAUAUAGCGGAAUGCGUGCUAAACGGCCAACUGCCGAAUCUGCAAUAUAUCUCUCUUCACAGCAAUAUUACCCAUCCAGGCAGAAUGAUCAACUUACCGCAGAGGGGUGCGACUGAUAUAUUAUUUAACAAGGCAUGUCAAAAUCUACAGAAUAUUCUCGAUGGAACGGAAAUAACACUGCAACUCGAAAAAAACUUGCUCGAUAAAACCGUCCAAGGGUACAGAGCUGCGUAUGAAUUUGGUCAGCCCGGUGUAUUUUGGCCAUUCAUUUUUUUGGAAUAAGAGAGGUAAAUUCCAUACGAUCCGAACUUCUGAUGCUGGCGUCACCUCUCUCCCUCAGCCAGACCGCGCUCUUUGUACGGCUAGUUGUGCGGGAGCAUGAUGAGCUGACUGUUUGGGUAAUUAAUGUUCCACUUUCGGGAGGAUCAUUGAGCGAAUAUGGCAAGCGCAACUGUCCUUUUCUUUGUUAAUUUAUGUUUUACGGAAUUCAGUAUAUCUUGGAAAAGGAGGGUCAAGAAGGGUUAGUGUUGUCGCUACUCGGAUGUCCUGUUGUAUGGAUGUCGAAGCUCGUAAAUUCCUGUUUUAUACGACGACUACUGUAAGAUAAGAAAGCAAAUUGCUUCGUUUACAGUAUUAAUCAACGCUGCCAAG
Messenger RNA from Aspergillus welwitschiae, 1992 nucleotides. RefSeq lists its product as uncharacterized. NCBI's taxonomy places the organism in Eukaryota, Fungi, Ascomycota, Eurotiomycetes, Eurotiales, Aspergillaceae. Bases 208 to 1623 code for a protein of 471 amino acids. The transcript has a single exon. The record is from RefSeq and is a predicted model, not a curated record. Gene Ontology annotation, molecular function: protein binding.